Messenger RNA from Sclerotinia sclerotiorum 1980 UF-70, 3390 nucleotides. RefSeq lists its product as hypothetical. Bases 1 to 3390 code for a protein of 1129 amino acids. The transcript is spliced from 3 exons. The record is from RefSeq and is a predicted model, not a curated record. Gene Ontology annotation, biological process: endonucleolytic cleavage of tricistronic rRNA transcript (SSU-rRNA, 5.8S rRNA, LSU-rRNA); ribosome biogenesis; maturation of SSU-rRNA from tricistronic rRNA transcript (SSU-rRNA, 5.8S rRNA, LSU-rRNA). Gene Ontology annotation, molecular function: U3 snoRNA binding; GTPase activity; GTP binding. NCBI's taxonomy places the organism in Eukaryota, Fungi, Ascomycota, Leotiomycetes, Helotiales, Sclerotiniaceae. Gene Ontology annotation, cellular component: 90S preribosome; nucleus.
AUGGAGGAACAAAAGAAUAGGCCUCAUAGGGCUCCUAAGGAGAAGAAGAAGCAGACUGGAGACCGAAAUCCAAAAGCAUUCAGUUUCGCAAACCCAGGAAGAUUGGCAAAAAGUGCUGCACGAUCGCAUGAUAUCAAAGAAAGACGUCUUCAUGUUCCUCAAAUUGAUCGAUUGCCAGAAGAACCCCCGCCACGACUCGUUACAAUUGUUGGACCACCAGGUGUGGGAAAGACAACUUUACUCAAAUCUCUAGUCAAACGAUAUGCGAAAGAAACACUAUCCGAUCCACAAGGACCAAUUACCGUUGUUACGUCGAAACGUCAAAGACUUACAUUUGUAGAAUGUCCGAACGAACUCGAGGCUAUGGUGGAUAUGUCAAAGGUAGCAGAUAUUGUACUAUUGAUGAUUGACGGGAAUUUUGGUUUUGAGAUGGAGACUAUGGAAUUUUUGAACAUUUUAUCUUCCAGUGGUAUGCCGGGUAAUGUUUUUGGAAUUCUUACACAUCUGGAUCUCUUCAAGAAACCCCAAACUUUGAAGGAUGCGAAAAAACGACUCAAGAAUCGAUUUUGGAGCGAAUUAUACCAGGGUGCGCAUCUAUUCUACCUCUCUGGAGUUAUCAAUGGUCGUUAUCCGGAUCGAGAAAUUCAUAAUUUGUCAAGAUUUAUUUCUGUCAUGAAAAAUCCUCGACCUUUGAUUUGGCGCAAUACACAUCCUUAUACGAUUAUCGAUAGUUUCAGGGAUAUCACUCACCCUACGAAGAUUGAGGAGGACGAGAAAUGCGAUCGGACGGUUGUGUUAUCAGGAUACUUACGAGGAACAAAUUUUGCCGCACAGGGUCAAAGGGUUCAUAUACCUGGGCUUGGGGAUUUUUCAGUCUCUGCUAUGGAGGCAUUACCUGAUCCUUGUCCUACACCAUUUAUGGACGCCGCAAUUGCCAAAGCGUCAGGCAAAACUGGCAGGCGACGUUUAAACGAGAAGGAAAAGAAACUUCAUGCACCCAUGUCAGAUAAAAGUGGGUUGAAAAUUGAUGGAGACACUAUCUGGAUCACCCGUGACAAGGGAUUUAAUUUUGACGCGGAUGCCGAGGAUGAAGAACGUGGAGAGGGAGAAGAGAUGAUUGUUGGUUUGCAAGGGGAAAGAAGACUUUUAGGUGAAACUGAAGAGGGUGUGAGGUUAUUCAGUAAUGGUGAGACUAUCAAGUCAAUUCCCCAGGAAGAAGACUCGGGAAGGAAACAUCAAAGAUCCGCAAGAUUUGUCAGCAAAGACCAAGAUUCGGAUAACGAAGAUUUUGGAGAUGUUGCCAGUGAUGAAGAAUUUGAUUCUGGUGAUGAAGCAGAGAUUACCGAAGACAAGUUAGGAAAGGCAUUUAAGAAAGAUAAGGAUGAGGCUGGUGGUGAUAUUGAAUUCGCUGAUAGUGAUUCGGAUCUUGGUUCUAUAUCUGGAGAAGACUUAGAUGAUGACGAAGACAAUUCAGACGAAGAUUCAGAUGAUGAAGAUGGAGCAGCUCGUUGGAAGCAAAAUAUGUUGGAAACUGCUCGCAAGCUUCAUGGACAAAGAAAGUCAUACCGAACUGCAGAUCUAGCAAAACUUAUGUAUGAUGAAUCGCUUACACCUACGGAAGUACUCCAAAGAUGGAGAGGAGAGAUUGAAGAGGAGGAGGAUAUUGAACAAUCUGAAGAUGAGGAUGAGUUCUUUAAAAAGACCGGUGGAGAAGAUGAAGAUGCCAUCAUGGAUGAUCGGGCAAUUCCAUUCCUUGAUUACGAGGAGUUGGAGUCAAAAUGGUCUGUGGAAGAUAACAUUGAAGCACUUCGAAAAAGAUUUGCGACAGCUGAUUUAUUGAAGGGCAAGGGUAAUGGCAGCGGUAGUGAUGAUGAUGAAGACGAGGAAGAUGAAGAUGAUGAGGGUGAUGGAGAGUUUAAAGAUUUAGAAACUGGUGAAGAGCACAAAGCAGACGAACCUGAAGAUAUUGAUGCCGAACGAGAGAAGAAUGCCAGGAGGAAAGAAGAGCUCAAAUUGCGAUUUGAAGAAGAAGACAGAGAUGGAUUCAACAAUGAUAAAGCAAACGCAAGACGAGAAGCCGGUGGAGAUGAUGAAUUUGGUGAGGAUGAAUGGUAUGAUGCACAGAAAGCACAAAUCCAAAAGCAACUCGAUAUCAACAAGGCGGAAUUCGAGAAUCUUGAUGAAAGUCAAAGAAUUAAUGUUGAAGGUUACCGCGCCGGGAUGUAUGCGAAGAUUGUUAUCGAAGGAGUAGCAUCUGAAUUCGUUACUCGAUUUAAUCCACGAAUGCCAAUCAUCGUUGGAGGUUUGACACCCACCGAGGAUCGUUUUGGAUUUGUACAGGUCAAGAUUAAGAGACACAGAUGGCAUAAGAAAAUUCUUAAAACCAAUGAUCCUCUCAUCAUUUCUCUUGGAUGGAGAAGAUUUCAAACUCUUCCAAUUUACAGUACUUCGGACAAUCGAACACGAAAUCGUAUGCUCAAGUAUACUCCAGAGCAUAUGCACUGUUUUGGUACAUUUUAUGGACCAUUUAUUGCACCCAAUACUGGAUUUUCCUGUUAUCAAUCAUUUUCCAAUAAGAACCCUGGUUUCCGAAUUGCGGCUACCGGAACUGUCAUGACGGUUGAUGAAACUUCCGAGACAGUCAAAAAACUCAAGCUUACUGGUACGCCGUACAAAAUUUACAAGAAUACUGCUUUCAUCAAAGACAUGUUCAAUACCUCAUUGGAAAUUGCCAAGUUUGAAGGAGCUUCUAUCAAGACUGUCUCUGGUAUUAGAGGUCAAAUUAAACGUGCAUUGGCCAAGCCGGAAGGUUAUUUCCGUGCUACAUUUGAAGAUAAGAUUCUCAUGAGUGAUAUUGUCUUCUUACGAGCUUGGUAUCCGAUUAAACCUCAUCGGUUCUACAAUCCCGUUACCAACCUUAUCGGAUGGGAAGGUAUGCGAUUGACUGGGGAAGUCCGACGUGAUCAAAAUUUACCCACGCCAGAUCAAAAAAAUAGUCACUACAAACCGGUGGAAAGAGUAACUCGACAUUUCAAUCCUUUACGAGUUCCACGUGCCUUGGCAGCAGAACUUCCUUACAAAAGUCAAAUUGUACAAAUAAAGAAACAGAGUAAACCUACGUAUAUGCAAAAGAGGGCAGUAGUAGUAGGAGGAGAAGAAAAGAAAGCGAGAGAUUUGAUGCAAAAGUUGAUGACUCUUCGUAAUGAUAAGGUGGCGAAGAGGAAAGUGGCAAAUGAGAAGAGGAGAGAGGUGUAUCGGAAAAAGGUGGCGGAAAAUGAGGAAAAGAGGGGUGAGAGGGAGAAGAAGGAAAAACAGGAAUAUUGGAGGAAAGAGGGUAAGAAGAGAAGAGCUGAUACGGAUGGUGGGGGAGGUGGAAAGAGGAGAAGAUGA